Etheostoma spectabile (orangethroat darter) is the source of this 5576-nucleotide messenger RNA. It is a transcript of the gene sox18, whose product is annotated as SRY-box transcription factor 18. Gene Ontology annotation, biological process: positive regulation of transcription by RNA polymerase II; vasculogenesis; lymphangiogenesis. NCBI's taxonomy places the organism in Eukaryota, Metazoa, Chordata, Actinopteri, Perciformes, Percidae. Gene Ontology annotation, cellular component: nucleus. The record is from RefSeq and is a predicted model, not a curated record. The coding region runs from base 452 to 2215 and encodes 587 amino acids. The transcript is spliced from 2 exons. Gene Ontology annotation, molecular function: RNA polymerase II cis-regulatory region sequence-specific DNA binding; DNA-binding transcription activator activity, RNA polymerase II-specific.
AAAUCUGGCCACAAGUUUCAAAACUUUGAAAGAGGGCAGACAGACAGAGACGGCGAGUGGGGCGGCCCAUGUGACGGAGGGGAACCAAGCUUUGGACAAACCGCCGCACCACACACUCCCAACACCAACUGUUGUCUUUUGAGAGAGAGAAAAAGAGUGAAGAAAAGAAAGAGGCAGAGUCAUUGUGGACCAUUUACAGGGGGAAUAUCCUGCACCACAACUUGUAUGUUUUCUCUUUCUUUCUCGUCUUCCAGCUCCUCUCAGAUCUCGAUGCUUUGCUUUGGGAUUUGUGCUCCAAAUCCAUCAAAAUCCUCUCUUGAUCUUUCUCUUUGUCAACCGAAACAUUUUGAGCUGCAAAUUUUUUCCAGAACUUUGCAACCCAACAAACUGAGACAGACGCUUUGCAGGAUUUAGCUUGGACUGAAAAGUUGAAUCCAAGCCCGGUUCUGGAAUGAAUUUAACCGAUCCCAGCUUGUCGAGGGAGACUCUUCUGCAUGCCAGCCGGAUGUCUCUCGGGGGCCCCUGGGCGUCCGGGACCCCGAGCCCUGCAUCUGAUUCUGAAAUAGGUUUUGAGCAGAACCUCUCCGGAGACUGCGGUUCUCCCGAUGGCCUUGGAACCGGGAAGAUGAGGAGAACCGAAGCGAGGAUUUCUCUGACGCCCAGUUCAGGGGGACAGAGUCCGGAGCUGACCCAGGCAGGAAGUGUGUCUGCAGGCACGGCCGAUGGGAAGGCUGUGGGGGGUGAGCAGAGGAUCCGCAGGCCCAUGAACGCCUUCAUGGUCUGGGCCAAAGACGAGAGGAAGCGACUGGCCGUGCAGAACCCGGACCUGCACAACGCUGUGCUCAGCAAGAUGCUCGGUCAGUCGUGGAAGGCGCUGAGUGCUACAGACAAGCGGCCAUUUGUGGAGGAAGCGGAACGUCUCCGUGUCCAGCACCUCCAGGAUCACCCAAACUACAAAUACAGGCCCCGUCGCAAAAAGACCACCAAAAAACUCAAGCGGGUUGAACCGGGGCUUCUGCUUCACAGUUUAGCCCAUGGCGGGGCACCAGGCCUUGGAUUAGGCCCUGGUAUCAGCCCCUUGGGUGCAGAAAGUGUCUCUGGAGGUUCUGCUUAUGGUAAUAUAGGCGCCCACCCUUCACAUCACCAUCACUCCCACCAUCUUCUGCACUCUCUCGGGCACUUCAGGGACCUCCAGGCCCCAGGACACCUAGAGCUGGAGAGCUAUGGCCUGCCCACUCCGGAGAUGUCCCCUCUGGAUGUUCUGGAAGAUGGAGCUGGGGAAUCUGUGUUUUUUCCCCAACAUAUGCAAGAAGAGGCAGGUUUGGGAGCUUGGAGUGGCUACCACCACCACCUUCACCAUCCUAACCAGCAUUACAGCCAUAAUUACAACAACCACAGUCACCACAGCUCUAUCAAUGGUGCGGCAACACACGGUUCAGGAAUGAGUGUUGGUGCCAGUUUAAGCAACUGUUUGAACUCCAACAUGAGUCCAGGUAGAAGUCCCAGAGUUGAUACUAGAACGAGUUCUGUCGAGUCAAAUAUGACGUCGAGCAUGAGCGCUAGGGUAAAUCCCAGCUCUCACCACAUUGCCUUGCGGAGUCCUGUAAAGUGCCCACCACCUCUGUCCAACUGCCCCUCCCCCGUGUCUUACCCCCAGCCCUCCAUCAGCCUCCCUGAGCCAAUAAAAUCCCACCAAACGCCACAUCAAUCCACUGCUCCUGUCGGCUACUUCAGCCAAACGUAUGGGAACAGCGCUCCCAAUGCGGCGUAUUACAUGCCCCCUCAGCUGGGGCAGCUUUCACCUCCUCCUGAAACUUCUCCUUCUUCCUGUUCAUCCUCCUCCAUCCCCGCAUCCACCUUCCCCACUUCGUUGCACUUAGACCCUUCAAAUUCAGAGUCCUCCUGCAAUUUGGUUUCUUCUUCUGCUGAGUUCUGGUCCGAGGUGGACAGGCAGGAGUUUGACCAGUAUGUAAAUGUUGGAAGGAAUCGAGAGGAGGUCUACGGACGGGGUGGGGGCUGCGGUGGUGGGUCCAAAGUCUUGAGUGGGCGCAGUAGCAGUUGUGUAGGUAGUAGCAUGAAUAGCAGUAUGAUGAACAGGGAUGUCAGUAGCAUUUUGAGUGGUGCUGGUGGCUGUGAUGAAGGGAGCAGCCCUCUUAUAUCUGCUCUUUCUGAUGCCAGCAGUGCUGUCUACUACAGUGCCUGUAUCACUGGAUAAAUACUUCAUGAUCUCAUCUCUCCAUGUGUACCUCCUUGCAUACUGCACAAUUUGGUUGGAGGAAGUAUAUUGGGAACAUUAGUUUUGGCUCAUAUUCUUAGCCAUUGUCAUGCCUAGCUUGUCUCUCACAGACUCCAACUCUUAAUUUAAAAGCUUUUCUUCAUUCUAAAAAAGAAAGAUGUUAAUGCUAAAAAUGAAGUGUUUUUUGAUCAUACCAACUUUUACUGGAGCCAGAGCAGGAGAGAGACAACAAAUAUUUUUUUUAAAUGUGCAAACUGGAAAAAUAAACACUUAACUGGCAAAGAAAACUCUUUUGUCGAAUUAGAAAAAAAGCUAAAUGCUUUGUUUGGAUUGAUUUAUGCAUCCCUGAACAUGAUCUUGAAUAGUGUCUGGCUAAGCAGCAUUCCUUGAUAGCGACAGACUAGUGUGGCUAGUUUAGCCUGUGUGAACUUGCUACCAUGGAUAAUUAGAUAAUUAUGCAUGGGUUACUAGUUGAUGGGAACUUUUAGCCGGACUGUUCUAGCAAGAGGUUUUGGCUUCUGCAAAAUUAGCUACUGUCAGUCACUCUGCUAGCAUAGCAAUUGAGAAAAGAACUCACCAUUUCUGUUGCAUCACUCCCAGCUUGAUGCUCUUUAGCAAGAUAGUGUGUGUUAAUCCAGAUGAAUACUGUUGAGGUUGUAAUAUUUUGAGUUUUCUCUGGAAAAGAAAGAAAUAGGCCUAAGUAUGCCAGGCAGAAACACAGAAGGCACCUUGGAAUAGCAUUGUGUGGUUUCACUAACUCAUCAAUGCAAGGGUGCUUGAAGUGUGUUAGCAUGUGUAAUGCUUAAGCCCUGGAGUCUUUAUCAAUAGCUGGAAACAUCUAGGACCUGGAAGCUGUUCUGGUGGCUACAUAGUCGGACAGAUUCAGGGAUGUAGGAUACAUUAACAAGUUAAAUUGCCUACCUGCUUCUGCCUUUUCCACGGGUUUGGUUUCUCCGCACUCCAACCCUUUCUAGUGACAGACCGUACAUUCUAUAGGAAGAUUACACAAUCAAAAUUAUUUUUUUAAUUGCACUGUGUGUACUCUGGUCAACAGAAAAAUCCACGACUAUGACAAAUCUGAAGACCAUCUCGUAUCAUUUUUAAUCUCAGGACCAGACAAAUAUUCAUCUCAACUGAACUUUAUGCAUUUAAUUUAAUUCAUUCUGUCCAUCACACGGGAACAUGAAGAGCGAGUGGACAGAGAGUGAAAGACUGCAUAGGAGAGACUUGGUCCAGCCUCCACAUGAACAUCUCAGCAGUGCUGUCGGGAAAGCCUUGGCCACGGCCCCGAGCAGACCACUGAUGUCUCCCACAAACUGUAAGGAUGUUUUACAAGCCGGGCUGGGAUUCUUUUUCUGACCGUGAUACAUGCCGUUCCCUCUCUGUCUCCGUCCAUGACAGGGCCUCAUGUCAAACUCCCUGCCAAGAUAUGCAAGUUUGAAGUUGCUGUGCUUCCUGGCAAACACGGAUAUCUUGAUGAAUCAAAGAUCAUUCUUUUUGACCAGUAAGCCUCUCUGGUAUAACAAGCAUAUCACUUGUUUAAACAAAAUGUCUUUUUUUUAAAGUUAAAAAGUGUAAUUUAGUUCUACAAAGAACAGACGUUUGGGUUCUGCAAAUAAAAAGCAAUUGGAACAAGUCCAAAGCUUCACUUUAUACUUCAAAAAUCAUCCUCAUGUCUAUAAGUCAUAUGCAUAUUUGCAAAGCAAUGUAGAUAUUGGUUAACCAUUUGGUUACAAUUACAAAAUGUUCCUUUCUUAAUUUCAUUAAAACAUUUAAGGAUAAUUGUUCAUGUGGUAAGUCGUAUUAUAUAUAUAUAUAUAUAUAUAUAUAUAUAUAUAUAUAUAUAUAUAUUCUAAGCCUCUUGGCAGCAUGUGAAGGAGAAAUUGAGACUAUGAAAGGUUCUCUUUGCACUGGGUUUAAUGUCUUAGCUGUAUAGAAGGAACACUACUUAUUAAAAGCCAAACACUUUAAAUGUUGUACAGAAAGGACUGUGUUUUUUAUGUUUCUUUUAUUAAAGGAAUAGUUUGACAUUUUAGGAAAUUUGUUUACUUUCUUGCUGAGAGUUAGAUGAGAAGAUGAAAACUAUUUGCAUGUUAAAUACAGAACAGCUGGCCUUUUUUUCUUCAAAAUGUAAAAAGACCUCAACUACCUACAAACUAACACGUUGCAUCUUCUUGUUUAAAGUGUUCCCAGAGAAUCAUUUUUUCUUAUGGACCAGAUCAAUUAAAGGGGUUAAUUAUGGACCAAUCCAGACUAGCUUUAUUACCCUGUGUGUUUGUGCUAAACUAGGCUUAUCACUUAUAUAUUAAUAUGCUUAUCCCACAUACAUGGCAAUGCCAAGGGCAUCACACUCUCAGCAUGAAGAAGCGUGUUUCCCCAAAAUGUUAAACUGCUCCUUUAAAGAUGAUUGCCAUAAUAAAGCAUUGGAGCAGCGUGAUUCCAAUGUUCUUUUUUUAUUAUUCAUCCAAAAUGUAUGUGUAUUGUGUGUGUAAACUUGCCUUCAAUUGGAAAUCUAUAAGUGGGUCUUUAACUUACCAAUGACACCAAACACCAGAAAUGUUAUUUAUGACUGGAAAUGAAAAUGACAAAUGUAUUUGUGCAGAGAAAAUCAAAAGUCCACAGUUGUAGCCACCAUAGAGGUCUCUCUGUAUGUAAAGGAUAUAUCCUGUAAUGUUUAUGAAUACAGUGGGAACAAAAAACAGAAGGCUCUCUUCAAGGAUUUAUCCUGCAUCUGUUCUGCAUUAGUCCUACAGACAAUCCUUUUUUGAAACAGUAGAAGAAAAUUGUGUAUCUUGUACAGUGAAACCAGCCAUAUUUACCACACCGUUACUUGUGGCCACCACUGGUUGAAAACAGAGCAACAGUAGAUUUUUCCAAACAUUUCCUCUAGCGGAUGGAGUUCAAGCAAAGUAUUAAAGAAAUACUUCUACAUCUGCAUUAGACAUUCUCCUCUGUUGUCACCAACCAGCCUUGUUUCCAUUCUGAUUUACUGUGACACACAAAGAACAUCAGAGGGACUGACUGGGAUUUCUUUUUUUUUGAGUCGUGCAAUAACUCUGGGGCUUUUGGUAAUAAUUAUCUGGAGAAAAAAAAAUGAAACACCCAAGGUUUUGGGAUUAAAACAAAGGACAUUUUCUCAGCAGUCACAUAACAACAAAUUAGAAGCAGGAUUUUCCCAGAAGUCUAGUUGUCAUGCUUCUAAAUCUGUCUGACAGGGAUCAUUUUUACAUUUUCUGUAGAGAAUAAUUCUGUUUGUGUUCAUAUUGGAGAAAUGUGGGUUGGCUGUAAAUGGAAAAUGGAUGGAAAAUAAUGUGAUGAAAUAAACUCCUCUAAGGUUUCA